Molecule: messenger RNA, 2155 nt
Organism: Chelonoidis abingdonii (Abingdon island giant tortoise)
Lineage: Eukaryota; Metazoa; Chordata; Testudines; Testudinidae
Gene: NEURL2
Product: neuralized E3 ubiquitin protein ligase 2
Biological process (GO): intracellular signal transduction
Molecular function (GO): ubiquitin protein ligase activity
Source: RefSeq, a predicted model, not a curated record
CAGCUUCGCUCAGGCUCUCAACAGCAGCUUAGUGGCACUAGGACCCCUGAGAGCUUCAGGGGGGCUCUGCUUUCCCUAUUAGGAGUGUACAAAUGUCACCACUCUCCCCACAACAGCUGUACAGAGCCAGGUGCUUGAGCCUGACUGGCCUGCUUAAAAAUAGCCACAACCCUGUGCUCUCUGUGAAUGCCACAGAGAUGGCUGCUGCCUGCCACCCACCCACCCGAUUCCACCACGUCCAUGGCACCAACAUCCGCAUUGACCCCUCGCACACUCAGGCCACCAGGGUGGAGAGCUUUGCCAACGGGCUAUGUUUCAGCCAGGAGCCCCUGGAGCCUGGACAGAUCUUCCUAGUGGAGAUUGAGGAGAAGGAGCUGGGCUGGUGUGGCCACUUGCGGGUGGGGCUAACAGCACAUGACCCAAGAAGCCUGGAUGUGGUGCCAGAGUAUUCGCUCCCAGACCUGGUCAGUAUGGGGGACACCUGGGUUUUUGCCAUCACCAGGCAUCACAACCGUGUUACUCCAGAUGGCUCGGAGGCUCGGGUCCAAGGCUUCCUCUCAGAACCCUACCUGCUCAUAGAACAAGUCAGGAUUCCCCGAGACAAGCUGGUGGGACGGAGCAGGCCCAGCCAGUACAGCCACAUGCUGGAUGACUUGUACAAGACAAAUAUGCUGCCCCCGACAGCCCGGAGGAGCAGGAUUGGGGUGCUGUAUGCCAUCCGGUCUGAUGGGAUGGCAGACAUGCACAUUAUCAUCAAUGGAGAAGACAUGGGACCAAGUGCCAGGAGCCUCCCUGCCUCCCGCCCACUCUAUGCAGUGAUCGAUGUCUUUGCUUCAACCAAGAGUGUCCGUGUCAUCCAAGUGGAAUAUGGCUUCCCUUCCUUGCAGACCCUCUGUCGACUGGUCAUCCAGAAGCACAUUGUCCACCGAUUGGCCAUCGAUGGGCUGGACCUGCCUCCACUCUUGAAGAACUUCUGCAAAUAUGAAUGAGAUGGCAAGAUCUCUCUCAGCAGGCAGGCCCUUCAAACGUGCAGCCCGUGAGUGACCAAGAAUGGCCUUCCAGUAAGGGGUCCAUGCUUCCAGAACUGCUCUUCCAUCUUCACCCAAGGAGCCUCAGGAGCAGAGGUGGUCCUCCCACUUCACAGCAGCUGACUGUAACCUCAGCAGUUACACCCAUCCUGACAUACAUUGUGCCGUGGAAGUCUGCAGUGCCAUAAAAUGGCACAGAGACCACUGGAAUGGCAGAGUCUUACAGCACAGACAGUCCAUAGCAGAAGGGAAGGAAUAGCAGCAGUGGGGGGGAUUCCCUGCACACAAAGGGACACGGAGGGAUUGGUGCAUGUGCCAGAUUGUUGUUAUAGAAAUGAGAAGAUAAUAAAGCGCUUCAAAACAGAAGCAAAUUGUUGGGAGUACUGACUGGCAUGGCCUAGUCUCAGACUCCUCCACAUAGCAAUGGGGAGAGGGUAGCACAGAAUAUCCCCCUAAGGUUGUGUCAAUUGCUGUCAGUUACUUCAGAGUUACAUAAUUCAGUGAUGAUAAACUUGCCCUAACCAAAGGGGUUGGGGGAUGUUCAUUUCCCAUCAGCAUCCUGCACAAGAAGGUUCUGAAGGGACAAUCCAGGUAAAUGUGGAGCCCUGGCUGCUUCUUCCAGGCACAGAGGGACUCAGCACUAUUAGAAAUGGAAUAGAUGAGGCAGAGGGAUAGUUCCCUGCUUUGUAGGAUCAUGGGAUCUCAGUGGGGAUGGACAGAGUUAGAAUUGUGGCAUAAGCAGGGAGGAAGGUCAGUGGCUUGCUGGUUCCAGUGUGAGGUAAGGUCAGGGCCUGUGAUGCUGGUUCUAGAAUGGGGAGAGGUCAGUGCUGGUACAUCAUGGGGAGAAGAGGCACCAGCCUGAUUCCUACACUGGCAAUGUCUUAUUUUGUGAAGGAAAAAGCUUCUUCAGGUUUUUUAACUUCCAUCCAAGGUAACUGUUUUUCCUUCCAAUAUGGAAGCAUUUUGUACAGAAACCAGAACGUGAUUGGAAGGUGACUCAAAUAUCUGUUUGCUGCAUGGCAAAUUUACCCAUCAAAUAAGAGAUUUAGGAUUAAGGGCUCGUUACAUCACAAUCCACACUUCAUACAGAGACCCAAAUAAAAUGCCAUCCUGAGGUGGCACGUAAA